This is a messenger RNA of Drosophila willistoni, 1208 nucleotides long. RefSeq lists its product as uncharacterized. The record is from RefSeq and is a predicted model, not a curated record. Lineage: Eukaryota; Metazoa; Arthropoda; Insecta; Diptera; Drosophilidae. The coding region runs from base 56 to 1090 and encodes 344 amino acids. The transcript is spliced from 2 exons. Gene Ontology annotation, cellular component: cytosol; nascent polypeptide-associated complex.
GGUAGCUCAUUCGACGCUUACAUCUGAAACGAGAAAGAUUAGUGAGAGAAAAAUUAUGGAGAAAAAGAAUUAUUCGAACAGAAUUCCAAUUGCUAAAAAACCCGAGAGCAACGACAACAAUAUGAUGAAAUCUGCUAAGCUAAAGAAACUUGAGGAUCAGGUACGGAUUGGUGGUAAGGGAACGGCUCGUCGUAAGCAUAAGCACGUCCAGCGGACUUCAGGCUUUGAUGACAAACGUUUGCAAAGUACAUUGCAAAAGUUGGCUUUGACUCCAAUAAGUGACAUACAAAACACUACCUUAACUCUGGACGAUGGCCGAGAAAUGGUUAUCAACUCGCCCAAAGUUCAAGGGUCGGUAGUCUGUAAUAUGUAUACCUUUAGCGGUGAAAUGUUCGAGGUUCUGAUGAAAGUACCCAACAAUGAUUCCAUAACUUAUAAGGAUGAGCUACAACGCAAUUCAAAGCAGAAGAAGCAAAAGCAACUACUAGAGGAAGAUGAUGAAGCCGAAGACAAAAUACCGCUGCUGGUGUCAACUGCAAGAAAAUUGGAGACCAUUCAAGAGGAGGAUUUGAUGUCAAACGAGGAGAUAUUGAAAUUAGCUUAUACCAAGAAAGUCGAGAUAAACUGCAACAAGGAAGGCAACUGUCAGAAAAAUAAUGUGCAGCAACAACAACCACAACAAGAGCAACUUUCAAAGGACAAGAAAAAGAAGAAACCCAAAAAACCACGGAAUCGCAUCCGUUCACGUAACAAGACUGUGGCGGAUGGUUUCGACAAGCCAAAUAAUAAUGGCCCGGACACUAAAAGCCUUGUCCUAUUGGAUGGAGCCGGCGAUGGACCAGCAAAUUAUUUGAACCAGAAUCAAAGCAAUUUAGAUUCAAUUGAUUGCAUUUCGCUAGGUGAUUCGGAUAAAACAAGUAUUUUUUCCGAUAGUUCCGACAGGGAACAGACUAUAGUCGGUGAUAAUGAUUCAUAUAUCACUCUAUGUCCCAACGAUGAGGGCGAUGAUGAGAUCGUUUCUAAUGGUGAGAAGCAGAUUAUGGGUAAAUCCACUUCCCUAGAUGCUGAGGAGGUCAAUGAAGCCGAUUAGACCUGUUGUCGAAGAGGAGAAGAAUUGCAAAAAGCAGAAAAGACUCGUUGGCGAUCCAAAAUAAGCGUAUAAAUAUUGAAUUUAGAGCAAAUUAAUAAAAUCAAAUGAACGCAACAUA